This is a messenger RNA of Nothoprocta perdicaria, 1572 nucleotides long. It is a transcript of the gene ADI1, whose product is annotated as acireductone dioxygenase 1. The transcript has 4 exons. The record is from RefSeq and is a predicted model, not a curated record. Bases 1 to 543 code for a protein of 180 amino acids. Lineage: Eukaryota; Metazoa; Chordata; Aves; Tinamiformes; Tinamidae. Gene Ontology annotation, molecular function: acireductone dioxygenase [iron(II)-requiring] activity.
AUGGUGCAGGCCUGGUACAUGGACGAGAGUGCGGACGACCAGCGCGCCCCGCACCGCCUGCGCCCCAACCGCGCCGUGGGCCUGGAGCAGCUGCGCCGCCUCGGCGUGCGCUACCGACAGCUGGAUGCUGAUAACUAUGAGACAGAUCCACGUCUGAAAGAGAUUCGGGAAGCAGAAAAUUAUUCUUGGAUGGAUAUAAUAACUAUACAAAAAGACAAGCUUCCGAAUUACGAAGAAAAGAUAAAAACAUUUUAUGAAGAACAUUUGCACUUAGAUGACGAAAUUCGCUACAUCUUAGAUGGAUCUGGCUAUUUUGAUGUUCGAGACAAGGAUGACAAGUGGAUUCGGAUUUUCAUGGAAAAAGGAGAUAUGAUAACCCUCCCUGCUGGCAUAUAUCACCGAUUCACCCUGGAUGAGAAUGAUUACGUGAAGGCCAUGAGGCUGUUUGUUGGAGAGCCAGUCUGGACAGCCUACAACCGGCCAGCCGAUCAUUUUCCUGCUCGGAAGCAGUACAUGAAGUUCUUGGCUGAAGAAGCACAGUAAUGGUCUCUGAGAGCUGAGAAGGGCAACAGCCUGAAGCUCUAUCGGAAUAAAUGUAAAUGGUGGUUUUUUUCACUGUUUGCACUUGCAUAUACUGAAUCAUAGCAAUGCAGAAUCAGAGAAAAAAUUAGGUUGAAAAAUCACAUGGAGAUCAUCUAGUCCAAUCAUCUGCUCAGUGUAGGGGCAACUUCCAAGUUUGAGCAGGUUCCUCAAGGCCUUGUCUAGUUGAGUUUUGAAAGCCUCUGGUUGUGCAGAUUGCACAGCUUCUCUGGACACCCACUUUGGUGCUUAACCAAAGGCAAGGUUUAUUUUCCUCAUGCCCAAUGUGAACUCCCUUGCUGCAACCUGUGGUUGCUGCCUCUUGCCCUUUCACUGAAUGCCUGAGAAGAGACUCUGUGUCCUCAUUUCCUCGAGAAGGAGACUGCACUUCGGUCCCUUCUUGCCUCUCCUCUCCAGGCCAGACAAAUCCUUACCUGAACUAUCUCCAGUUUAGCUAAUGGAGAUGUUAUUGGUCCCAUUUUUGAUCCCUGAGGAACGCUGCUCAUAACCAGGUUAGAGCUAGACUUGAACCACUGACUAAUUAGCAGCUUGAUGAGUGAAAACUAGCAGUUUUUCAUCCUUUUGGAGUUGACUCCAGCCUGGCUAGAAGGCUGUUCUGGGGCUCUCCAAAGCCUCACUACAGGCAAGGUAAAAGCAGGACUGACCAGCCUGGGGUUCCUCUUUUUGCCGUUCUUGACAAUUUAACAUUUGCCUUUUUUGCAGUUACUCAGAUGUUUCCUCAUCACUGUGACCUUUCAAAGAUCCUAGCAGCCUUACAUUAGCCAGUUGUGUUUACACUUGCUUAAGAAUCCAUUUUUUAUCCUUUUAUUUUUCUUUCUUGAUAUUUCUGGCAGGUAAAAUGGGGAGAGAUGGGCUAUAUUAAUAUUCAUUCUGCUCUGAAUCCAUGCUAAUGAAGUACGCAGGACUCUUGUUUUAAUUAAAGAAAAUAAACUCUCCUUCAUUUUUGUCUAAAAAUGUUCACAAGACAAAUUU